Messenger RNA from Lampris incognitus (smalleye Pacific opah), 2073 nucleotides. Its product is annotated as cadherin-10-like. The record is from RefSeq and is a predicted model, not a curated record. Gene Ontology annotation, molecular function: cadherin binding; calcium ion binding. Gene Ontology annotation, biological process: cell-cell junction assembly; cell morphogenesis; homophilic cell-cell adhesion. Gene Ontology annotation, cellular component: catenin complex; plasma membrane; adherens junction. Lineage: Eukaryota; Metazoa; Chordata; Actinopteri; Lampriformes; Lampridae.
AUGGACAGAAGAAAAGCAUGCUUGUUGCUGGUGUUUUGGACUGCGGCCCAUCUCAGCCUUCCAGGGGAGGGGCUUAGGGCUCUGAGGAGGACUACUGGGGGGCGGAGGGGGUCCUCGGGACUCACGGGAGAGGACGCCCAUGGAGUGCCGCUCCGGCGGUCCAAACGAGGCUGGAUGUGGAACCAUUUCUUUUUGCUGGAGGAGUACACGGGGACGGACAUGCAGUAUGUUGGAAAGCUUCACUCGGAUGACGAUAAAGGCGACGGCAGCGUGAGGUAUGUUCUCACCGGCGAGGGCGCGGGAACUUUGUUCAAGAUUGACGAGAAGUCUGGCGACAUCCACGCCACCAAGAGGCUGGACAGGGAAGAGAAGGCCUACUAUAUCCUCCACGCCAAGGCCGUCAACCGCUACUCCAACAUGCCGCUGGAGGGCGAGUCCGAGUUCAUUAUCAAGAUCCACGAUAUCAACGACAACGAACCCAAGUUCACCAAGAACCCGUACUUUGCCAGCGUGCCCGAGAUGUCUUACAUUGGCACCUCUGUUAUUCAGGUGACUGCCACGGACGCCGAUGACGCCACGUACGGGAACAGCAGGGUGGUGUACAGCAUUCUGGAGGGCCAGCCGUACUUUUCCGUGGAUCCGGAGACGGGUCAGUGUUGGCGGGCUUUCGGACAGCUUCACGCCACGCCGCUGGACUACGAGAAGAAGAGGCAGUACAUUCUGCACUUGCAGGUGGAGAACACCAACACGAACACCCACCACAUGUCCAUGAGCUUCAGGGACGAGGCCACCGUCAAGAUCCUGGUGGAGGAUGUGGACGAGCCGCCGGUGUUCGAACAUGCCAGCUACGUGAUGGAGGUCAAAGAGGACGCCCAUGAGAACACCGUCAUCAGCUCUGUCAGCGCCUCGGACCCCGACGCGAACCGCAGCCCUGUCAGGUACGCCAUUGAUCGACGGACAGACAUGGACAGGGUGUUCAAUGUGCAUGCAGGCAACGGGUCAGUGUUCCUCCUCAGGGAUCUGGACAGAGAGGAGAACGCCUGGCACAACAUCUCCAUCAUCGCCACAGAGUUCAACAAACCUCGGCAGAUGAGCCGCGUGCCCGUCUACAUCCGAGUCCUGGACGUCAACGACAACGCCCCGACCUUCGCCACCGACUACGAGACGUUCAUCUGCGAGAACACCGAGGCCAAUCAGAGGAUCCAGACAGUGAGCGCCAUGGAUCCGGAUCAACCUAUUGGAGGACAUCGAUUUUUCUUCAGCCUGGCACCGGAGGCUUCUGGGAAGGCCAACUUCUCUGUCCGUGACAACAAAGACAACACGGCGUCCAUCGUGACGCGGAGGACCAGCUACAGCAGCCCGCAGAAGAACGUCUACCUGGUGCCCGUGGUCAUCUCGGACGGCGAGUUCCCCAUGCAGAGCAGCACCAACACGCUGACCGUCCGGGUGUGCACCUGCGACCGCGAGGGCAACACCAAGCUGUGCAACGCCGAGGCGCUGAUGGGGCGGGCGGGGCUCAGCACAGGCGCCCUGGUGGCCAUCUUGGUCUGCGUCGUCAUCCUGUUGCUGAUCGUGGUGCUGUUCGCUGCCCUGAGGAGGCAGAGGAAGAAGGAGCCUCUGAUCAUCUCCAAAGAGGACGUCAGAGACAACGUUGUCAGCUACAACGAUGAAGGAGGCGGAGAGGAGGACACCCAGGCCUUUGAUAUCGGCACGCUCCGCAACCCAGAGGCCAUCGAGGAGAGCAAGCAGAGGAGGGACAUUGUCCCCGAGAGCUUCUACUCCCCGGUGCCACGGCCCACGUUGCCGCCCCCGAGCCAGACGAACAACGGCGACGUGAAGGAAUUCAUCAACCAGCGGCUCCUGGAGAACGACAGCGACCCCACGGCGCCCCCCUACGACUCCCUGGCCACCUAUGCCUACGAGGGCAACGGCUCGGUCGCGGAGUCCCUCAGCUCGCUGGAGUCGGUCACCACGGAUGGCGACCAGGACUACAACUACUUGAGCGAAUGGGGGCCCCGGUUUAAGAAACUGGCGGAUAUGUACGGGGGCGACGACAGCGAUAGGGAUUCAUAA